This is a messenger RNA of Nylanderia fulva, 1177 nucleotides long. RefSeq names its product afadin- and alpha-actinin-binding protein A-like. The record is from RefSeq and is a predicted model, not a curated record. Gene Ontology annotation, cellular component: centriolar satellite; ciliary basal body. NCBI's taxonomy places the organism in Eukaryota, Metazoa, Arthropoda, Insecta, Hymenoptera, Formicidae. Gene Ontology annotation, biological process: intraciliary transport involved in cilium assembly.
CUCAAAUACACUUUAGGCAGAAUCAUCAUAAGAGAACAUUGUAAUAAAGUGAAGAAUAUUUCUUAAUAAGUGUAUUACAGUUUUUUAAAUAAGAUUUAUUAUAAUAGAGAGAAAAGAACAAAGCAUAUAGUUUCAUAUAGUAUAGAUUGUGUUGCGGGUCAUUAGAUUAUAUUUGGAUAUUAUAUAAUUGCACAUAAAUAAAUAUGAGUAGAAUCUCCAAUAGCACUUGCUCGAAGAGGAGUCUGAUGCGAAGCAUUUCUGCUCAACAAACCAGUUGUAGUAGCGAAGAGAAUGUAUUCUGUACCGAGGAUGGUUUAGAGCAGUCCUUGCAUAUAAUAAAUGAGGAAUUUGAAUCAUUUGGUAUCUCAUCGAUACCUACAAACAAUGUUUUGCAAGUUAUAGAGCCGAUUUUGGAACCAUUUAAGAAGCUAUUGAUAAAACUAAUAAAUGCUUCUUGGAAUUUGACACGUAAAUAUAGAUCUCUAAUGCAAUCAUAUGAUAAGUUGGAUGAUUUAAAUCACAAGACUGUCAACGAUAACAUGAAUCUUAAGAAUCAUGUAAAACGACUAAAGGAAGAAGUGCAAAAGAAGGAACAAAUCAUGUGCGAAACAUAUGAAAGAGAAAGAAGACUUCAGGUUCAAUGCGACAAUUUAACUCAUGAUUUAAAACAGGCUAAAGAGGAGAUACGUAAAUUAAAGAAACAAGCUCAGUCCAAAGAUGCUCAACAUGAACACGCAAUAAAAAGGAUUAUACACAAUGGUCAAAAAGUUGAGGAGCAGUUACGAAAAUAUAUGGGUACUUAUACAUCAAAAGACAAAGUCCUACAAACGAUGCAGACAAAUCACGAGAAGGAACUAACUUCGUACAAGCAAACUAUUUGUCGCUUGGAAGAGAAUAACAGACAAAUGCUGGAAGAGAUCAACAAUUUAAAACAAACUCUCGAAUUAUAUAAGUCUAGCAUCGAUUUAAAUGCUGAAGCGUCUGGGUGGAACAAUACAGAUGAUAUUUAAAUAUUGCUAAAGCUAACAUUUGACCUUUAAUUUAUUAACUCAUUUAAAAGUUAUUGCAAUUAAAUUUCUGCUAGUUUCACAUAUUAUCUUAUGAUUACAUGUAAAAUCUUAUGAAAUUUGUUCUAAUUGAUUAUAUAUUACGUUAAAAAUAUAUCGAAAAAAUAGUA